Molecule: messenger RNA, 904 nt
Organism: Amphimedon queenslandica
Lineage: Eukaryota; Metazoa; Porifera; Demospongiae; Haplosclerida; Niphatidae
Product: chromosome partition protein Smc-like
Exons: 6
Coding region: 1-828 (275 amino acids)
Source: RefSeq, a predicted model, not a curated record
AUGAAUGUUGUUGACUUUUCAAAACAAUCAGAAAAUAUAAAAGAUGAUCACGAGCAGCAUGAGCAUCAUGAGCAUGCUUUUAUAUUAGAUCUACAACCCCCAGACACGGAGCUAGAGAUUAAAGAGAAGGAGAAGCUCCUCAAAAAGUUGCAGGAAGACAUAGAGAAAGAAAGGAAUUUACAGUCUGAUUUGCAGCAUGAGUUGUGCAGGGUCAACAAGAGCCUCUGUGUAAUGGAUGAACAAAUAUCAGACUCCACAAGAGAAGCUUACAAGUGUGAGAAAGCGAUAGAAACUAACAUCACAAGAAUACAAUCAAUGCAACUGGAAAUAAAACAGAAAAAACAGUAUUAUGAAUCUCAGACAAAGCAGAGAUUGUUCUAUUCUGAGAGAAUGAGAGCACACAAAAGGAAAGUACUUGAGUUUGUGAAUAAACUGGCAGUGACACAAGAACUAAUGGAAGCAAGAACUACCUGGGAAGAAGCAAAGGACAAGUUUGGCGAUUCCAAGCUGAUAGCUAAUGAAAUUGAUUGUGUAGACCAGAGAUUAAAUGAAAUCAAUCAUAAAAUAACUGAAAAAGUUGACCAAAAGAAGCAAACAGAGAAAGGCAUUCAAGCAAUGAGAAACGAGAUCCAAGGUCUGACAGAAAACAAUAAUAAGCUGGUGAAUGAACUUGAGGUAUUGCGCAAGAGGCGACAGGCUCGUCUAGUAAGAGUGAGACACCAAGUCCAUGAGGGAAGACAAAGAAACAGACAAUUAGAACUAAGAGCAAAUGAAAUAAAGAAGCAAAUAGAGAAAGCAAAAACAAAACUUAGAAUGAGGCAAAACUGAAUGACAGUAAUACGGUACUUAGAAUAAAUGUAUAUAAAAAUGAUGUUUCUGUUUGAUCAAAAAUUGUGAGAGGUUA